AAAUUUCCUAAUUGCAUUUUUCUUGGUGAAAAACGCGCCGUUUUCAAGACCAUCGACGCGUUAAUGAUUUUUUCUUGCUCUCAAUUCCACCCCUCCCCCCCUGAUCAUUUGGACUCGAUAAACGAUAAAAGUGUCUUAACAAACGUAAACAUGAUUCGGUGCCAAUAUACUAUUAAAAUUACAUUGGAAAAUGUUGACAUUUUCUACGUUUCAAAUUUGGGACAAUUGCAGCAAUUCUUCAACGAAAUGGAACAUUUUGGGGCUUUCAAAAGGCGACAGACACAAGAGAGAACGAUUUGCCUAUUAAUGUCCAUAUACCUACCGGCUGUGCUUGCUCACUUGGACUGUGUUUUAUUCGUUUACGGAACGUUCCCCCACCCCGCUACCCUUUUCUCAAUUAAAACGUGGACGAAACAACCACCCCCUCCAAAAAAAUCUAGAGAAUCGUUCGUGUGCGUCGGUAUCAUGUUGGACGUGAAAGAGGAUGCGGAACAGUUGAACGCUGAAGAUUCCGUUAAGUGCGAACCGACGGUGGGAUCAUCCGAUGGCCGUCAUGAAACGGCAAUCAUCAAACCUUAUUUGAAAUUCGGUGUCAGCGCUAUUUUGGGAUUGGACAUUCAUCACGAACCUCAAUCACCGCAAGACGCUACUAGGUCGUCUCCCGUCCGGCCGGAAGAGUUUGCCCAGCAAUUGAAAGCGGUUCAGCCUGACGUUCAUCACGCGUCGUCUUUGCUUAGCGAGCACAGCGACACGUCUAAAAAUGUCUCGUUUCAUCCCGUCUAUCAUCUGCACUCCUAUUUCCAUCCGCUCAUCCAGCAGCAAACGGCCAAUAAGCCGAAUUUUUCAGAUCGACUUGCGGGAGAAAUCAGGGCCGGAUUAAAUGCGGAUAUUUCUGCCCGUCAACACACGUCGAAUUUGGCGGGUUCGUCGUCGACGUAUCCGUGGCUCCAAGCGGCCGCCGCAGCGGCCGCUUGUGUUACCAAUCAAAUGGCCAAUUCCGUCUACAAUCCGUCGAUGGUCCAGCAACAUCCUCCACCGACGUCGGGAUUGAAUCAAUCAUCGCCGUACUACAAUUUCAAUGUCAUCAACUUGGCUGCGGCCGCCUCGUCCAGCACUAGCGGUGCUGGUCCAGCUAACAACUCGGCCAACCGGCCGAGAGCCCGUCGAGGAAUGAUGAGACGGAGCAGUGUUUUCCGAAUUGCAACGCCGCGGCCUGGAACGCCGUUUCCAAAUUCAGAAAUACAUUUCCAAGCCGGAACGCAAAAAACUGGCCGAGAAAUUGGGCCUCAAGGAUUCUCAGGUGAAAAUAUGGUUCCAAAACCGACGCAUGAAAUGGCGCAAUUCAAAAGAGCGCGAAUUGUUGGCCAAUGGCGGGUCGAGAUCGCAGACAUUGCCAACCAAGAACAAUCCGCAUCCAGAUUUGAGCGAUUCGGAAAUAGAAAGAGCCGCCCGCCAUACGUCAUUCCACCAUUUGAAAUCGAGCAACCAAUCGGCGCCAACCAAUGAAUCGAUUAGCGCCACCUGUUGCCUCGAUGAAAUCCGUUGAAGAAGAAAAUAAUAAUAAAUUUCUAUUGGUUUUUCUUUUAUUUGAAAAAAGAAAAGAAAAUGAACACGACACGUAUUUUGUUGUCCCAUCCCUCGCUACCAUGUGCUAUUAUUUAUUAAUAAUAUUUUAAAUCAUUUAAGAAUCGAUUCAAAGUCAAAUGUAAACAUUUUCUCGAUUUCACUCGCUUCCACAUGUUUUGAUUUCUUUUCAUUAUAAAUCCACCCAUUUUUGUUUGUCAAUGUCAAUGUGUGCCAAAUAAUUGUCUGUUGAUAAUAAAUCAACAAUAAAAAAUAAAAAAGGAUAAAUAAAAGUCAUGAUUGGAUGAUGUAA
This is a messenger RNA of Daphnia magna, 1876 nucleotides long. RefSeq lists its product as uncharacterized. The record is from RefSeq and is a predicted model, not a curated record. The transcript has 7 exons. Lineage: Eukaryota; Metazoa; Arthropoda; Branchiopoda; Diplostraca; Daphniidae. The coding region runs from base 64 to 1506 and encodes 480 amino acids.